Chenopodium quinoa (quinoa) is the source of this 392-nucleotide messenger RNA. RefSeq lists its product as uncharacterized. The transcript is spliced from 2 exons. The record is from RefSeq and is a predicted model, not a curated record. NCBI's taxonomy places the organism in Eukaryota, Viridiplantae, Streptophyta, Magnoliopsida, Caryophyllales, Amaranthaceae. Bases 54 to 377 code for a protein of 107 amino acids.
UAGAUGCGUUUGAAAUUGCAGCUGAGCAAGCGCCUCCAAUCGAUAAUGCCAUUAUGGAGCCGUUUCGUGAGGAUCAAAGUGGAGGGGGGGUGCACGCACCAGCGAAGAAAAAGUUGAGGGGUCCGACAACAGCUUUCAAGAAACAUGUCGGUCCUAUGGUCUUGGAGUGUGACAGGGUAGGGCAACCCUCAGGUAAAUGGCGUCGUCAGUAUGCUGGUCAAGUUGGGAUUUGUGCUCGCAAAAUCCCCAUUACACUUCGUAUGAGCGAUGUACCUACAGGCUUGAUUGACGCGUUUUGGAAUGAUACUAGGAGUCUAUUUAACAUUCCAAAUGAGUACGCCAAGCGAAGAGUGUUUGAAUCCUUACUUGUGGCAUGAUUCAGAAGUUUCAAG